This is a messenger RNA of Prunus avium (sweet cherry), 1656 nucleotides long. The record is from RefSeq and is a predicted model, not a curated record. Lineage: Eukaryota; Viridiplantae; Streptophyta; Magnoliopsida; Rosales; Rosaceae.
AUCAUACAUUAUAAAUUAUUAUGCCUUUCACCACUUUGACAUUGCUAAACCUGUACUUACAUACAUAUACUAAAUAUAUUUGAUUUUUAUAUGAUACAGUGGUUACAUGUCUCCCGAGUACGCUAUGGAGGGGACUUUUUCGAUAAAAUCUGACGUCUAUAGUUUCGGGGGGUUAAUGCUUGAAAUCAUUAGUGGUAGGAGAAAUAGUAGCUUCUACAAUGCUGAUCGCGUGCUCAAUAUAGUAGGAUAUGCAUGGGAGUUAUGGAAAGAAGGCAGGGGGCUAGAGCUAAUGGAUCCAACACUAAAGGAUUCAUGUACUGAAGAUCAAUUGUUAAGAUGCUUCCAUGUUGGUCUGUUAUCCGUGGAAGAAAAUGCAGCUGAUCGGCCCUCCAUGUCUGACGUCAUAUCUAUGUUGACUACUGAAACCAUUUCAAUGCCACUACCUACAAGGCCAGCAUUCUUCACAAGAAGAAAUUUUAUUGAGUCUGAUAUAAGUAGAAGGGAGUUGCAAAUUAUAUCAGUAAAUGGCUUGUCUAAUACCACAGUUGCUGGACGAUAGAGGAUUUGUCUAUUAGCUAAACAAUAUCUUUAGGCCAUAAUUACAAUGGUACCUUCAUUUUGUAUUCCCUGUGAAAGUAGGUUUUCUUAUGGAUUAUAGUUUUUUACUAGCAAUGGUGCCCGCGCGAUGCUGCGGGUUUUGAUAUUGUGUGAAAUGUGUAUAAAGUCGUGAAAAUAUGCAGGGAAAAUGGUACUAUUUAUAUAAACAUGGAGAUCUAAAUAGUGGUAUCAUGCUUAGUCUAGCAAGCUUAAGUUACAAAAAAUAAACUAAUAACACGUUUUAUGUGCUGCUUGUUAUGUGAAAACAUUGGGCAUAUUUUAAUGAUUCAAAACGAAAAACAUAGAAAAUAAACUCAGCAAGCAACAAAAUCCCAGAAAGACUGCCUAAACAAAUUAUACUAAUAUAAUCAAUAACAAUUUUCCAUUUUUUCCUGUAAAGUAAAAAAUGGAGAAUUUCAAAAACUCAUCACAAAGUCCUCAUUCACAAUCUCGAUCCUUAAUUAAUCAGAAAAAAUGUACUAAUAUGGUAUGAAAGUUAAAAAAAGAAGAAGAAAAAAUACCCAGGAAUCCAAUAGAAGUAGUAGAUCAAUUGAAGUAUUAUAAAGUGAUUCUUUAGUUCUAACCUUUGUAAGUAUAUUAUUGGAUUAAAAGAGUCUUCGAGUUUUGUUGUCUUAGUAAUUAAGAGAUAAAGUGAUUUUUCAGUUCUAAGUAUUGUUAUUACUCUACCUAUCAUCACAACAACAAAUUAACAACCCAUUACAGCAACAAAAUCAUUACAAAUUGUCGAAAUUGGCAUGCUUACUUUCCCACAACAACAAUAUUAACUGCAACAGAUCAUCACAGCACAGAAUCAAUUUGGGCAAGGAAUCAAAGGAUUCAACAGCAUACUCAGAAACCCAUCAGCAAGCCAUUAAUUCGUUAAACAUUUACUACGUUAGACAUUGACAAAUAAUCAAAAUGGGUACAAAUUUAUUAAUUAGAAAAAAUAAAGUAUAAACGGCAGAGAGAACAAACCUCAUUAACGGCAAGCACUUACCAUAAUAUUAAGUUUAACGCAAAAUUCACCGAUGAAGAUUUGGGAUCGCAAAAGCUGAGCUG